Alosa sapidissima (American shad) is the source of this 2613-nucleotide messenger RNA. Its product is annotated as cytoskeleton-associated protein 2. Gene Ontology annotation, cellular component: microtubule cytoskeleton. The record is from RefSeq and is a predicted model, not a curated record. Lineage: Eukaryota; Metazoa; Chordata; Actinopteri; Clupeiformes; Clupeidae. Gene Ontology annotation, biological process: negative regulation of microtubule depolymerization. The transcript has 7 exons. The coding region runs from base 291 to 2303 and encodes 670 amino acids.
ACUUUGUUAUUGUUGGUUGGGAAAAGUAACACCCAUGAAUCCCAUGAUCAGCCAUGGGCGCAUCUGAUUGGUUCGUUUGAGCAUCGGGCGGAACUAAUGCUUCAGCGCCAAUUCAAAUUUCCAUUUGAAAGCGUUUGUAACUGGAUUUGAAUUGCGGUUACUCGUCUGCUGCGUUGGACAAGUCACUGUCGGAAUCAUUCGCUGCCGAAAACAAUCUAUCGUCACUAUCAAAGAUUGCACUAAUAGACUUCAUCUGAAAGACUGCACCAUUGGAUUUGGAAACUACAAUCAUGGAUAUUCACAAAAAGAGCAACAAGGAAAACGCUCGUCCCAAACUUGGACAACAGAAGGUCGUCACAUCAUUUAUCAAAAGAACAGCUCCCGGGAAAACUGCGCCUUUGCAGUCCAAGAAUGAUGGGACGGUUGAGAAGAGGGCGGAACCCACAAAAAAGGCCGAACAGAGAGCCACAAGGGCAGCCGCUGCUAAACCAGCAGCAGAGGCCAAAAAGCCCCAAACACUGACACAGACCUUCCUCUCUCAACAGUCAGCCAGUUAUAAAAAGCUGCUAACGCAAGGUCCAAAGCCUGCACCCUCCGCUCCUCCAAAGUCUCUACGUGGCACCUACAAGGGCAAGGUCGUCCAGUCCAAGGUGGACUGUUUCAGGAAACCCGGUGAAGCCACAACUGCAGCCACCACUGAUAAAAAGGUGUUCGCAAAGCCAGCCGUACCCAAGGCUGUCGGCCCGACGCCAGCGACGUUGUCAAGGGUCAAGUCAAAGUCUGUUACCACGUUGCCUGUGAAGGCCGCACCUGCUGUCUCCCAGAUUCAACCACGCAGGCCCAAGUCAGUCACCGACGUGCCUCUGAGUCACCCGGCGAGUAAAACCAACCACGGCCAACCACAAACGGUUGCCACCGUGCGACAGUUCCAGGUCAUCAAGCGGCCGGCCACUGCCCGUCCGGUCCCAACAGCGUCGGCGUCGACCAGGCCGGUGACUGGACCGAAGGUGAGGCCUGUCCCUGCCACGGCCAAGAAGGCGAAUGAGCAGUCGAGUCAGAACGUCAGAAAACCACCAGUCACCUCCACGAAUCAGCGCCCCUCACGCAAGCCUGUCACAAGCACGCUCAGUCACACCAGGGUUGGCAUGGAAACAGUGGAGGAGAGAAGAGCAAAGUUAGCUGAGUGGUUGGCUGCCAAGGGCAAGACCCUGAAGAGGCCCCCCAUCCACAACAGCGCACAGCCGACCCAAAGGACAAGACCUUUUGUCGUGUCCAAAGCGGACCUUCAGCAGAACCAGGAGCCCGUUGAGCCUCAUGCCGCUGCUGCAGAGCCCAGUCCAGUUCCGGAGGCCGCCGAGGCAGAACCAAGGCCGGCACUGGAAGUGGAAGCUGUGGCUGAGCUGGAGACGGUGUCAGUGGAGGAGGAAGAGGGGCCGGUCAUGAACACGACGCUGGACAUGGUGGACAACUGUGAGCUGGACCUGCCAGAAGUGGACGUAUGCAUGGAAAACCUGGUGGUGAACCUUUGCGAGGCCCUGGAAGCCAUGGAGACACCCUCUACGUGUCAAAGUGCUGAACAACAUGCUGGUGAGAAGGACACAGUAGCAGAGCAGGAAGCUGCGGGGAUGAAGGUGCAAGUAGGGGAGGAAGAUGAGGAAGACGAGCAGGACGAGAUUAAAGAAGCGUCUGCAAACAAGGAGACAGACGACGAGACGUCGACAGAAGAGAAAGAGAGUUCGGGCGAAGAUUCCGAGUCGGAGAUGGAGGCCGACUCGAUCGAGGGGUCAGAAUCAGGCAGCGACACACGUGAAGCAGCUCAGGCAGAGCCUGCCGUUGCAGAGCAAAAAGUGAAGGCAGAAGAUGAAGACGAGGAGGUGGAGAACUGUGCCACAAAAACCCCAGAAUGCAAUGGGGCAUCAGUGGUGAAGUUCAGCGUGAGGACGACCCCUUACCUACAGAGCGUUAAGAAGCGCAUCGACGGCGAAACAUCAUCAUCAGUUGCUGCCCCCUCCAGCUGCAGUUCGUCCCGGCGCCAACGGCAGAGCGGCGCGGCCGCCAUCGGCGACCUGAAGUUCCUGACGCCCGUGCGUCGCUCGCGCCGCAUCGAGCGCCAGUCUGCGCGUCUGCCCGCCGCCCUGACGGACCACGACCCCUGCGUGACCUCGCUUGCUGAGCUGGCCAGGCUCGAGGGCGGUGACGGCGAGGCCCAUGUCGGCAUGGCGACGGCAGCCAACGCCUACAUCUACAGGCGGAACCCAGCGCUGCUCGACGAGUUGCCUGACGGAGACCUGACCCGUCUGUAAGGACACGCCUGAUUGAGUGUAAGACUGGCUAAAUACACCUGAUUCAACCAAUCACAAGCCGUUUUAAGGGUCUCAAAAUUGUAUCUUGCUUUUGAUUGGCUGUAAAGCACAACCUGAUGCAACCAAUCAAAAUUAUAUUUCCUUGCUGGCAGAACUCAUGUAUGGCAUGUACAAAUAGGAUCAGGUAAACAGGAAGUCGAGCAGGUAUACAACUGACCAGUCAACAUGUAAUGCAUUUUUCUAUGGGCACUUUGUAUCAGAAGGUAAAGGAUAAGCUUUGCUCUUUUAUAUAUAUACUAUAUAUAUAUAU